AUGGCGGCAGCUCUGCAGAACGCGGCGAGGACGCUCGGCGGCCGCACGCUCCAGCGAACGCAGGCGGCGGAGCUGUUCCCGCGGCUCAUCCCCGGCGGCUCGCCGGCGACUGUCUCUUCCUCUCGCAUGUUCGGCUCCUCCUCCUCCUCUGGUGUACCAAACAGAUACAAACAUAUGGAUGAUGAUGCAUCGCGUGUCCUGAUGCAACUCGACCAGAAGAAAGAGGAGCUGUACAAUCUGCUGAGGAAGGUGACGGGGAACUCCAAGUACAGGCACCCCUUUUGGUAUACUCGAAGCCAGAACAAUCGGCUACAGGAGCUACUUUCUCUACACGUUGAUGUUAGACCCGACGACCGCGCAUGGCGCUGGGAUCGCCGAAUACAUGUGACGCUCGCGUGUGUUUGGGUUGCAGCUAUCUGGCAUUCUGGUUAUAUGUGCGGAAAAGAGCAACCGGAUGACAAUACCAAGUCAACAUCUUGCCCGACGGAGAAGCAAAUUGUGCCUAUCUCGACUAGUUAA
Molecule: messenger RNA, 519 nt
Organism: Lolium perenne
Lineage: Eukaryota; Viridiplantae; Streptophyta; Magnoliopsida; Poales; Poaceae
Source: RefSeq, a predicted model, not a curated record